Molecule: messenger RNA, 1020 nt
Organism: Alternaria ventricosa
Lineage: Eukaryota; Fungi; Ascomycota; Dothideomycetes; Pleosporales; Pleosporaceae
Exons: 1
Coding region: 1-1020 (339 amino acids)
Source: RefSeq, a predicted model, not a curated record
AUGUUGCCUGCUACAGUGACAAAACCGAAGUCGAACGUGAGCCGGAUGGCAUCGCCUGCGCCACAGAAUCAAGACACGGCCAAAACCGAUGAUCUCAAAACAUAUGCGCCACACAAACGGCCACGACCGAACGCCACAGAGUUUGGCGAAGCCUCUGACCAUCCUCACAAGAGACAAAGGCUCCCGUCGCUUACUCCUGAGGCGGACAUCGAUAACGGGGAAGGCCCAUCAUCCUUGAUCGCGCCAACUUCAGGCGCGCCCCCGACGCCGCCUGAAGAGGUGGACCAUCUGCCCCGUGAAGUUGCAGGCCUCUUGCGUCAAGCCAGUAUGAGUCUCUCGGCAAUCGGCGAAGAACACCGGAAAUUCAAGCUGCAUGACUACAUGGGUCAUAUAGCGGGUACCUACAUGAUUUUAUGUCCUUUGCUUGCAGAGAGGCAUCCAGAUCUCAUUGGGCAGCUCAGCAUCACAAUCAAAUAUUUGGGUGCUUCCUCGCUUGCAUCUGGCAUACUCGAAGCCUACUUCAACCUUGGCACGUUUACUGGCCCGGCAAUCCUUGGGCUCGACGAUGGUCGCAUCGCUGAGUGGCUUUGGGCUACGGCGACAGAAAGACGGGGCAGACGCGCUCCCUCUUCUUAUAAUAAUGCCGAAGUCAAAAGGCUAUGCGAGGACGCACUGGAGUUGGCUAUGGAACGAACACCAGAACGAAAACGGGCUAAUGUGGAGACUCGACAUCUUAGAGAUCUUCCUGCUCUUGAGAUCGAUACUACCGUGUUACCUCAGCUUCACUUCGACGCUCGGCUUGAUAAUCCGACUGGCGAAUUCUAUGACCCAGGGACGUAUCGCAUUGCUCAAGGAGAUAUCAGAUUUGAAGAGCGUGGCUUGCGUUUCAGCGGAGUGAUCAGGAUACCGGAAAUUGCUGAAGGUGACAUGGAGUUUGAUGGCUUCCGGGUCUUCCGCAGAAAUGAAGGUGACCUCCCGCAGAAGUGGAAGGAUGUUCCUACAAGUAAGGUACAUCACUGA